CUUCAAGGUGGAGAGAAAAAACCCAGAGUUGAUCGGUCCGACAUCGACGACCAAGGGGGCCUCCGUUUCCAAACUCCGGUGAUUCAAUUCUACAGGAGAAACCCUUCCGCGGAAGGAAAAGACCCUGUGAAAGCGAUCCGUGACGCCAUUGCUAAGGCCUUGGUUUUCUACUACCCUUUCGCGGGGCGGCUGAGGGAGAGCGCCGCCGGGAAGCUGGUGGUGGAGUGCACCGGAGAGGGUGUGGUGUUCAUUGAGGCUGAUGCCGACGUGGCACUGCAGCAGCUCGGCGAUACCCUCUACCCGCCCUUCCCUUACUUGCACAAGCUGCUCUAUGAUGUCCCACCCACUGCCGGAAUCAUCAAUUGCCCUUUGUUACUUAUUCAGGUGACCAAUGAAUUAAAACUGAUUAAAAGGAGACAGGUGACACGGCUGACAUGCGGCGGCUUUGUGUUUGCCCUCCGCUUGAAUCAUACAAUAAGCGACGCCGUGGGACUGGCCCAGCUUUUGUCGGCGGUGGGCGAACUCGCCCGCGGAGAUGAAUCCCCUUCGAUUCAACCUGUUUGGGAAAGGCACCUCCUUAGCGCUCGUAACCCGCCACGCGAGACAUGCGCACACCACGAGUAUGGCCACACAAGUGAAGGAAGCCACACCCAAGCUCACCACAUUGUGGAGAGCAGCUUCUUCUUCAGUGCCACCGACAUCUCCGCCCUCCGAAGCAGCCUACCGCCGCACCUCCGCGGCUGCUCCAGCUUCGAGAUUGCGGCAGCUUGCACUUGGCGCUGCCGGGCAAUCUCCCUUUCUCUACACCCUAAGGAGGAGAUUAGAAUCUCAUGCAUGGUGAAUUGUCGGAAGCGAGUCAAUCCGCCGCUCCCCAAGGGGUACUACGGCAAUUGUAUUGUCUACCCCGCCGCCGUCACAACUGCAGAGAAGUUGUCGUUGCAGCGGGCGGUGGAGCUGCUGAGAAACUCCAAAUCACAAGCAACGGAGGAGUACGUCAAAUCAGUUGCGGAUCUAAUGGUGAUGAGAGGGCGACCCCUUUUCAAAGCGAUAGGGACUUUUAUAGUGUCUGAUUUUACGCGGGCGGGUUUCGGUGAAACGGACUGUUAAUACAUAGUAUUAUCA
Molecule: messenger RNA, 1122 nt
Organism: Salvia miltiorrhiza (redroot sage)
Lineage: Eukaryota; Viridiplantae; Streptophyta; Magnoliopsida; Lamiales; Lamiaceae
Product: benzyl alcohol O-benzoyltransferase-like
Exons: 2
Source: RefSeq, a predicted model, not a curated record